Ornithorhynchus anatinus (platypus) is the source of this 591-nucleotide messenger RNA. RefSeq names its product erythropoietin (gene EPO). The transcript is spliced from 5 exons. NCBI's taxonomy places the organism in Eukaryota, Metazoa, Chordata, Mammalia, Monotremata, Ornithorhynchidae. The record is from RefSeq and is a predicted model, not a curated record. Gene Ontology annotation, molecular function: cytokine activity; hormone activity; erythropoietin receptor binding. Gene Ontology annotation, cellular component: extracellular region. The coding region runs from base 1 to 591 and encodes 196 amino acids.
AUGGGGUUCCACGGAACGGUGUGCCCGGUGGUGUUGUCCCCACUGCUGCUGCUCCUGCUCCUGCCGCACCUGGGGGUCCCGGCCCGGGGGUCCCCGCUGCGGCCCGACUGCGACAGCCGGGUCCUGGAGAGGUACAUCCGGGAGGCCAAGGAGGCGGAGAACGUCACGGCAGGCUGCGCGGAAGAUUGCGACUUGAGCGAGAACGUCACUGUCCCGGACACGAAGGUGAACUUCAAUACCUGGAAGAGGAUGGAGGUGGAAGAGCAGGCCGAGGAGGUGCGGCAGGGGCUGUCCCUGCUGUCGGAAGCCGUCCUCCGGGCCCGGACCCUGCUGACCAACGCCUCCCGGGCCCCGGACCUCCCGCAGCAGCACCUGGACAAAGCCGUCAGUGGCUUGCGCAGUCUGACCGCACUCCUGAGGAGCCUGAGGGGCAAAGGCAGCUCGGUGACCCCGACCCCCACGGCGUCCCCGCCGCCACUCCGCACCCUCGCCGUCGUGUCCCUGGCCAAGCUCUUCCGCAUCAACUCCUACUUCCUCCAGGGGAAGCUCAAGCUGUUCAUGGGGGAGGCCUGCAGGAAGGGGGACAGGUGA